UCAUUUUUCCAUCGUUGAUUUUUGAUUUUUGAUUUCAAUUUUUUUUUCGGGCAAUAGACAGGAUCGUUUUUGUUUUUUUUUCGGUUGGUCACCGAACAAACUGAAUAAGAAUUGUCCAAUGAACGUUCGACAAACAUGGAAAACAUUAGGAUGGAUUACGUUUGGUAGCCUUUCUACAUAUGGUUUUCUAAAUCAAUAUCCUGAUUAUAUUUCAUUGAAAAAACGUCAAAAAAAUAUCGAAUCUAUCAUUAAAUCACAGGAUAAUAAUGAUCAGAUUUUGGAAAAAAAUCCCGUUAAAAAUAUCGAUGUUGUUGUUGUUGAUGGUAAUGAUAGAACCGAAAAAUUAUAUUCGGAUGCAAUCAGAAAAAGUCGACAACGAUUAUUACAAUGGAAAACUGAACAAACUGUACCGGGUUUUGUAAUUGGUAUUAGUGUUCGUGGUCGACCAGUAUGGAUUGAAGGACAAGGUUAUGCUGAUAUUGAAAAUAAUGUCCGAUGUCAUCGUGAUACUAUUAUGCGUAUUGCAUCCAUUUCAAAAUCAAUAACAGCAACAAUGUUAGCCAAAAUGGUUGAAGAUCGAAAAAUUGAUUUAGAUAAUUCUAUUUAUAAUUAUCUUAAUGAUGGACAAUUCCCACGAAAACAAUGGCAAAAUGAACAAGUUGAUAUUACUGUACGACAAUUAGCUGCACAUCUUAGCGGUAUACGUACCUAUAAAGAAGAAGAAACGGAUAAAACAAAAACCGAUUUUGAUUGUCCAGAAGUUUAUCAAAAAGAUUAUUUUUCAUCAGUUACCGAUAGUCUUCGACUGUUUAAAGAUGAUCCAUUAGUGGUCAAACCGGGAACAAAAUUUCAUUAUUCAACAUAUGAUUAUACAUUGUUGGCAGCCGUUAUGGAAAACCAAAUGGAAACGAAAAAUUUUGCUAAAGAAUUUCAAAAAUUUAUUCGUAAUGAACUUGGCCUGUUGAAUACUUACUUGGAUCAAAAUGAUCAAAUUAUUUAUAAUCGUUCACGUUAUUAUUAUCGUGAUACGAAAAAACCGAAUAAUGGUCAAAUUCAAAAUGUACCAUAUGUUGAUAAUAGUUAUAAAUGGUCUGGUGGUGGUUUAUUAUCCAAUGUACCGGAUCUUUUACAAUUUGGUAAUCUAUUACUGUAUAGUUAUUUGGGUACGGAUCCAAUUAAUGGUCGAAAAGGUUAUCUUCAACGAUCAACUGUUGAUGAAAUGUGGAAACCAUUAGAAAAUUCAUCACCAAAUUGGCAAAAAGAUAAAUCACGUGGUUAUGGUUUAGGAUUUUCAGUUAUUCGAAAUGGUCAUGAAAAUUGUCGUGCUUUUGCUGCUGAACCACCAUUUAAUAAUGUUGCAAUGCAUACUGGUGGUGCUGUUGGUGCAUCAUCAUUAUUAUUGAUUGAACCAGAUUCAGAAAUUGUUGUUGCAAUAAUUGUUAAUCUUCAACAUGCAUUACCAAUGUCAUUGAUUAAUGAUAUUGUAAAAUUAUUUUCCACCACUGCUAUCGAAAAGAAAGAUUAUCAUCAAAAAAAAACUAAUUAAAUAGGAAAUUACCUUUUUAUAAAUUUUUAAAUUUACAAAUUCGAUGCCA
This is a messenger RNA of Dermatophagoides pteronyssinus (European house dust mite), 1595 nucleotides long. RefSeq names its product serine beta-lactamase-like protein LACTB, mitochondrial. Gene Ontology annotation, cellular component: mitochondrion. Gene Ontology annotation, molecular function: peptidase activity. Gene Ontology annotation, biological process: proteolysis; regulation of lipid metabolic process. The record is from RefSeq and is a predicted model, not a curated record. NCBI's taxonomy places the organism in Eukaryota, Metazoa, Arthropoda, Arachnida, Sarcoptiformes, Pyroglyphidae.